This is a messenger RNA of Pochonia chlamydosporia 170, 342 nucleotides long. RefSeq lists its product as hypothetical. Bases 1 to 342 code for a protein of 113 amino acids. Lineage: Eukaryota; Fungi; Ascomycota; Sordariomycetes; Hypocreales; Clavicipitaceae. The transcript has a single exon. The record is from RefSeq and is a predicted model, not a curated record.
AUGGUCUGGAGGAACGGGCCCGUAACGAAAAUUUCUCCCUCCGUUGCUUGCUGGGACAGGAAAACGGUCACCGCCAGCUCACGCCGCGCGACGCUACAGCAAUCACUCACUCGCUCCCUCUCACUCCACCGGCUUGCUACCCGGCUACUUUUAUUACUUUUUAUUUCGAGAACAGCGCUGCCGAGUUCGAAUCGUGGCCUGGCAGCUGCACGCCGCCGCGCUUCUCGUACGUCUUGCCGACCGUGGUGGCCGAUUGAUUGCUGGCCCCAUUGCCGCGUCCUCUUUUUGGUUGGCGCAGGUGACACGCUUAGGCGUUCAAGGUACGCAUCUUUUAGCCCUUGA